UUCGUUUUUUUCUCAACCAUCUUCCGCCGUCUCUCCCUCCUCACCAUCGUCGUUUCGAUCUCUCUCUCUCUCUAUAGAAUGGCGCCGGCUUCUCUCCACGAGCCCCCCAACACCGUCUGCGUCAUGGACGCCUCCGGCCGGCUCGGCUCCCGCCUCGUCGACCGCCUCCUCCGGCGCGGCUACUCCGUCCACGCCGCCGUCCAGAACGAAGGUGAAAUCGAUCGGCUGAAGGAGCUGUCGCUCGACGCGGAGAAGCUGAAGAUCUUCCGCUCCGAUCCUUUCGACUACCAGAGCAUCGUCGACGCCCUGAGAGGUUGCUCUGGUUUGUUCUACGCGUUCGAGCCGCCUCAGGACCAGCCGAACUACGAUGAGUACAUGGCCGAAGUGGAAGUAAGGGCAGCACACAACGUGCUGGAGGCGUGUGCACAGACGGACACCAUCGAUAAGGUGGUCUUCACUUCCUCCGUGACCGCGGCAAUCUGGAGCGAUGACCGGAAAUCACUGGAAUCGGAUUUUGACGAGAGACACUGGAGCAAUGUCAACCUCUGCCGCAAAUACAAGCUGUGGCACGCACUGUCGAAGACACUGGCGGAGAAAGCGGCGUGGGCCCUGGCGAUGGACCGAGGGGUGAACAUGGUGUCCAUGAACGGAGGGCUGCUGAUGGGACCGGACCUGUCCAUCGCCCACCCGUAUCUGAAAGGAGCGGCCGAGAUGUACGAGGACGGGGUGUUUGUGACCGUCGACGUUGACUUCCUAGUCGACGCCCACUUGUGCGUCUUCGAAGACGUCUCCGCCUACGGUCGAUAUCUGUGCUUCAGCCACGUCAUCAACCGCCCCGAGGACGCCCACAAGCUCGCGCAGAUGCUCGCUCCCUCGGCUCCUUCGAUGCCUCCAAGCAGCUGCGAUGAGGAGUUGAAAAUCAUCCAGCAGAGGAUCAGCAACAAGAAGCUCAACAAACUCAUGGUGGAUUUCGAUAGAGGAGUCCAGGUGGACCAAUCACUCUUAAAAAAAUCUCAAAUUCCACGAGCAAUUUGAGAAGAGAGAGAGAGGAAGGAGUAGAUUUUCGAUUCAUCUAGUUUAUAAAAAGAUUUUCCCAUUAGGUUCGCCGCUGCGCGUGUAAGAAAUAAUUCUCGCGCUCAUCGACGGAUGGUGGACGUGCGGGAAUAAUGGAGGUAUAAAACCAGCUCCAAUCGCACUCCGAUGAAGGGGAGAAUUUCUUCUUUUCCACAUCAGCAGAGAGCCUAAUGACAAUCUUUCAUUCAUAUAGUUGGGAGAAAUUCCUAGAAUAUGGACACUUAUAUGUGGUUAGGUUGAUGCUGCCCGGCCCGCACUUGGGACAGACACGGGGGCGUCAGGCCUAUCGUUGUCUCGAGGUAAAGCAAAAGAGUCAACGACGGAACCAAAGGUAAGGUGCAGUUAAUAUACAAGUGGGAGGUGGACGGGAAGAAGACGGAGAUUGCCGACGUUCUCCCACGAUGUAAUUGUUAACUGCCUCCUACCUCCAGCUUGUCAUGCCCAAUGAAUGCCUAGUGGACGGCGAUGUAAAUAAAUGCUGGAUUUCUUCUCCUCCUCCUCCUCCUUUCCUUUUUCGUCGUUUUUUUUUUUUUUUUGGAGUAAUCAGACAUGGUUGAGAGAUGCCAUGACCGAUUCGUUUCUUUCUUUCUCUUGGUUUUGCUGC
Molecule: messenger RNA, 1678 nt
Organism: Rhodamnia argentea
Lineage: Eukaryota; Viridiplantae; Streptophyta; Magnoliopsida; Myrtales; Myrtaceae
Product: cinnamoyl-CoA reductase-like SNL6
Exons: 5
Coding region: 79-1035 (318 amino acids)
Molecular function (GO): oxidoreductase activity, acting on the CH-OH group of donors, NAD or NADP as acceptor
Source: RefSeq, a predicted model, not a curated record